AUGCAAGUCAGAAAUAUUCAGAACAUAGCACCGAGUCUAACUGACAAGAGUAUAAAGAUAUACUAUGAACAUGUUAUGAUGAAACCAACCAAAAUUCAAGAAAGUCAGUAUACUUAUGAAUAUCCAAGACACUGGGUAGAGUAUGUAGGAGGUGAGAAAGCUAUUGAAAUAAGACAAGUUAGAAGUAUUCCAGCAGGAAGAACAAUAUUAUUGAAGAACUUUAAUGUUUUGAGAUAUAAUGAUGAAACAAAGAAGCAAGAUAGUUUCCCUGUUGCUGUGUAUGUGAACUUAGAUACAGGAGAUGACAUGAAAGUUUUUAACACAAAGCUUCAAACGGUAGUGAGAACAACUUACUGCGGAAGGACAUCCAUUACCUUCAGAAGUUACCAUAGCAUAUAA
Molecule: messenger RNA, 399 nt
Organism: Trichomonas vaginalis G3
Lineage: Eukaryota; Parabasalia; Trichomonadida; Trichomonadidae
Exons: 1
Coding region: 1-399 (132 amino acids)
Source: RefSeq, a predicted model, not a curated record